Messenger RNA from Lactuca saligna, 618 nucleotides. The record is from the annotation of a GenBank genome assembly. NCBI's taxonomy places the organism in Eukaryota, Viridiplantae, Streptophyta, Magnoliopsida, Asterales, Asteraceae.
AUGCCUCGAUACCUUAAUACUAGAUGCUUUCGAGAUGUAUUCGUCGAUUGUGCUUCCCACCCCACCGCUUAUCUUCUGUUUCUUCAUCGAAUCCUUUUGUUUCCUUCAUCCAUCGCCGUUCAAUUCAGUCCUGGUUACUUCCUCCGAUAUCUAUCUGUGUUCGACGACCAUCAACGAAAGGGGAAGUACGGCAAAGUAGCAAUUAAGGUCGAGUUGGAUCCUUAUAAUUGGGGUGUGCCCAACACUACUCAAUGGCUCAAUGAUGUUUUAGCUCCUGGUGGCAGAAUUGACGAACUUGGCAUCAAUCUUGGGAAUAUGGACUUUGAAAUGGUCACCGUGUCCAAAGAUGACACAAUUGAUGUUGAUGGUGUUGGUGAUAAGAAAUCUAUGGAAGAUAAGAAAUUGAGGAAGCACACCAUGUGUUCGAAAAAAUGCAUACUUGAAAUUUGGGGAAGAUAUGAGAUACUGAGGAAUUACAUGCCUAAAGUUUGUUCUCUUGGACAUGACAUGAUGUUCUGGACAUGUACUGUUCAGGUUAAUCUGGAAUUCUCUUCUGAAGCAAACAUGAUAAGAAAGUUCCCUGCUGGUCUUGCUUUACAACACGUGACUAGACAGUAG